AUGGCUAGACUGACUGUCAACCGCAGAUCGCCCUUCCAAUGGGUCAUCUGCAUCGUUCUUUUCUUCGCUCUGAUUGGGCCCUCAUCGCAGCUGAGCGUCCAGAGCCGUGACGAUAAACCCGAACUAACUCAAACUGCACCUAGAUAUGUCACUGCCCAUUUCAUGGUCGGAAUCGUAGAGAACUACACUGUCGCAGACUGGAAAGUUGACAUGAAACUCGCUAAGGAUAUUGGCAUUGAUGCUUUUGCCCUGAACUGCGCCAGCAUCGACUGGUACACUCCCAAGCAGCUCGCCAACGCCUACGAAGCCGCCUCUCAGGUCGACUUCAAAGUCUUCAUCUCAUUUGAUUUUGUAUACUGGAACAACGGCGAUACCGCCAAGAUCACAUCGUACAUGCAGAAUUACAGCAGUCAUCCUGCCCAGCUACAGUACAACGGUGCCGCGCUGGUUAGUACCUUUGUCGGAGACUACUUUGACUGGGGCCCUGUGAAAAGGGGGACACAACAUCCGAUUUUCGCGGUCCCGCAUCUCCAGGACCCUGCCCAGUUGAGAUCGAUUAGCACUUCCCUUGAUGGGGCUUUUUCUUGGUAUGCGUGGCCGACGGAUGGUGGGAAUAGUGUUAUCCCUGGCCCGAUGACAACUAUUUGGGAUGAUAAGUAUAUUGCAAAUCUAGGAGGGAGGGCUUAUAUGGCUCCGGUCUCCCCUUGGUUUUCGACCCACUUCAACUCGAAAAAUUGGGUAUUCAUCUGCGAAGACCUGAUCACCGUUAGAUGGGAACAGAUGCUGAAGAUGAAACCACAGUUGAUUGAGAUCAUUUCUUGGAAUGACUAUGGCGAAUCGCAUUACAUCGGCCCAUAUUCAGCACAACACUCUGACGAUGGCGCUUCGCAGUGGGCAAAAGGGUUCCCGCAUGACGCAUGGAGAAUCAUAUCCGAGCCGUACAUCGCGGCGUACAAAUCCGGAGCAUCAACACCGGAAGUCAAAUCAGAUCAACUAGUUUACUGGUACCGGCCAACGCCCAAGAAUGUGAGGUGUUCCCGGGACCCUCUUGGUCCGCCUAGGGGUCUUGAGAUGUUGUCGGAUAGUGUGUUUGUGACAACGCUGCUUACAAAACCGGCGACUUUGACGGUAACAAGUGGGUCUAAGCGAGCUGAGUCGGUUGAAGUUGGAGCUGGAAUUGUUACGAAGAACUUUACUAUGGGCGUUGGUGCUCAGUCGUUCUCGGUAACUCGCGGAGGGAAGGUUAUCUUGGAAGGGAAGGGAGGGGUGGACAUCAAGGACCAGUGUGAGUUUUACAAUUACAAUGUUUAUGUUGGGUCUGCGAAUGCGCCAAGCGGCGGGUUGGAAUGA
Aspergillus melleus is the source of this 1350-nucleotide messenger RNA. RefSeq names its product glycoside hydrolase family 71 protein. Gene Ontology annotation, molecular function: glucan endo-1,3-alpha-glucosidase activity. The transcript has 4 exons. The coding region runs from base 1 to 1350 and encodes 449 amino acids. Lineage: Eukaryota; Fungi; Ascomycota; Eurotiomycetes; Eurotiales; Aspergillaceae. Gene Ontology annotation, biological process: mating projection tip cell wall disassembly. The record is from RefSeq and is a predicted model, not a curated record.